Molecule: messenger RNA, 553 nt
Organism: Oxyura jamaicensis (ruddy duck)
Lineage: Eukaryota; Metazoa; Chordata; Aves; Anseriformes; Anatidae
Product: ADAMTS-like protein 5
Exons: 5
Biological process (GO): extracellular matrix organization
Cellular component (GO): extracellular matrix
Molecular function (GO): metalloendopeptidase activity
Source: RefSeq, a predicted model, not a curated record
GACGGGAGGCGAGCGGGAGGGGAGCCCCGGCCGGCCGCCCCGGGGAGCUGCGCACGCGAUGCCCGCUCGGCCGGGGGGGUCCCGCGCUGCCACCCACCCUCCCGGCCCCACCGAGGGGCCACCGGGCCGGGACUGAGCCGCCGGCACCCUUGGGUGGCAGAGCAGGGCGAGGCAUGGCCGUGCUGGGGAGCCGUGGCGGCUUGGCACCCCGUGCCCACCUCGGGGGACCCCGCGGCGCUGGGCGCCGGCGGCCGUGGCGGGUGCUGCUCCUGGCCUGGCUCAGCCUGGGCUGCGGCAUCGGCACCGCGCAGGGCUCAGCCCCGGAGGUGCCGGUGCAGGGCCCCGAGUCCCCUGCCCAUGCUCGGCCUCGCCGGCAGCUGGCUCGGGGCACUUGGGGGCCCUGGGGACCCUGGAGCGCCUGCUCCAGCUCCUGCGGGGACGGCGUCGCCUUCCGCGCCCGGAGGUGCCUGCGAUCCGCCGUGGAGGAGCCGUGCACGGGAGACCCGCGGCAGUACCGGCUCUGCCAGCUCCAGGGCUGCCCCGGCGGCUCGGU